AUGGAUACCACAUUUGUUUUAACCGCGUUCAAAUCAUGGUACUAUAUAGCAGUCCACGAAUCGCUUGAACAGACUGUAGCCAACUUGAAAGGUUUAUGGAUUGACCGUUCGACUUGCCAGGUGAUAGAAUCGAGUACACCUAUGACAAAGGAGCUGCCUUUAUAUGAAUUGAGUUUGGAUGUCAUUUUGGGUAUAUUUCAAGUUGCCGGGUCAUACUGUUUGGCGCUUGUAACAAAAUCUGAAUUGGUUGCAGAUGUAUUUUUAGAUCAGGCUACAUGUUAUGGAAAAGAUACAAGCAAAAUAUAUGCUGUAAAGGCAGUGAAGUGUUUGUCAUUGGAACAUGAUUUGAUAGAUCCUUCUUCGGAGGAUUUUAUUAGACUUUCUUCAAAUUCUUCACAAGUUAUUGGUGAAAAUGACAACUUUGUGAGCAGGAUUGGUCAAGCAAAUACGGCAACUAGUUGGUUUUCAAACAUAAAGCUUCCUACUAAGGAUUAUGAAAACAACACGACGCAAGGCCAGCCUGACUUAGCACGGUCACUUCAGGGUUUAGAGCGUUUGUUAUCCAAUGGUUACUACUUUUCUUUUGAUACUGAUUUAACCCGUUCGCUGCAGAGAUUAGCAUUGGGCGGGUAUUUACCUAUACCAAAGAUUUCACUUGUCGCUAAUUUAACUGAAAGCAAUUUAUUGAGUACAAAUGAGAUUAACCCUUCUACACUCUGGGAUAUUGCGGAUAAAGGUUUCAAUUGGUCACAUUUUUUAGCUGAUAAUCUACCAAAACAUUGGAUUACACCAUUAAUUCAGGGAUAUGUGGGAUACUCUAUUAAUUAUGAAAAUGGAUCACGUGUAGAACUUUUACUUAUUGCCAGAAGAAGCAUUUUAAGAUCUGGAACACGUUUUUAUGCCAGAGGAAUCGACGAAUAUGGUAAUACUGCCAACUUCACAGAGAGUGAGCUUAGGGUUCGUGUUGAUGGCAAAGGAUGGAAAAGUUUCGUGCAAGUUAGAGGAUCUGUUCCAAUUUUCUGGAAACAAGAACUAAUUACAUCUCAUCCAGUUAUAACAAGAUCUUCUGAAUGCACUUUGGAAGCAUUUAAACGCCACAUUGAUAUAUUGCGUAAACUAUGUGAGGAACCCAGUAAAAUCUGCUGUGUGAAUCUUUUGGAAUUAAAAGAAGCAGAGCAGAUCCUUACAGACGCAUUUACUGAGCAAAUAAAACUUUACAACAGUGAUUGUGUAGAGCUUAUAAACUUUAAUUAUACAUCGCAAACAAAGUGGGCUCAUAUUAACACGGUGUUGAUUAAGUUCAUAUCUGAUAACUUGGCGCAACUAAUGGAAAAAAUGACUUAUUUUGAUAGUGAAUCAUAUAAAGCUCACAUUAUGGCCGACCAUAUUGGUGAAAAGAUGGAAUUAAUAUUGCAGAGAGGUCUUUUUAGGAUUAAUUGUCUCGAUUCUCUUGAUCGUACAAAUGGUAUGCAAUGGAUGAUAGCAUGGGUAUGGCUAACAAAAAUAAUAGAUCCUAAAGGGGAGUUAGGCCUUUUGGCAUAUAAACAGGAGGAGGAUGCACUUUUUCAGAAUUUUACAGAACUUUGGUGUGCCCACGGGGAUUCUAUAAGUAUUCAUUAUGCUGGUACUCCAUCUAUUCUUACAGAGCAGGUUAGACAAGGAAGGACUAAUUUUGGUAGCAUUAUACAUUUCGCAAAAACCAUGGUUGAUCGAGCAUAUACCUCUAUUUUUGAGGAUUGCUCUAGGCAAGAAUAUUUUGACAUAAUCCUUGGAACCCAUAAACAGUUACAUCCACAAAAUUCAAAGAAAAACCAUCUUGAUAAUAUCUACACUCCACCAACAGAAGUGAACCAGAGUGAAUUAAAGAUUUGGUGCGGGUCUUGGAAUAUUGGUGGUAAUAAUAUCUCAGAGGAUGAUGAUUUACAUGAUUGGAUUGGUGCAAAACGUGUACAAUCUGAUAUUUAUAUGUUUUGCUUGCAAGAAUUCGUUGAGCUUACAGCUGUUAAUGUAGUAAUAAACAAAACGGAUUAUUCCAAAGAGUUGCUUUUUAACAAUAAAAUAUCGAAUAUCCUCACAAUGUAUGGUUCUUACUCCAAAGUAAAAUCCGUUUCCAUGAUUGGUCUGUAUUUAGUAGUAUAUGCUAAAGAAUCAUUAAAACAGCAUAUUUACAACAUUGAUGUAACAAAUGUUAAAACGGGCCUUAAUUGCAAUGCUGGAAACAAGGGGGCUAUAGGGAUUAAGUUUAAUCUAUAUGGACAAAAAAUAGCGUUAAUAAAUGUACAUUUAAAUUCAGGAAAAACACCUCAGACAGGGCGUAUGGAUCUCCUACAGCAUAUUAUUCACAAUUCUUUCCAAGAGAAAGAAUACAAUUCCCUUUCUAACCAAGAUUUGUUCAUAAUUGGUGGGGAUUUCAAUUUCCAAGUUCAAUUGGACAAAUCUCAGACUAUAGAAUUGAUGAGAAGGAUGGAAUAUCAAAGAAUGUUGGAAUAUGAUGAGUUCCGGAUGGGGAAAAUGAUGGGCAUACACUUCCUGCGAAACCUGCAGGAAGCAGAUAUCGAUUUCCAACCUACAUACAAAUACAAAACUGGCACACAAUUCUAUACAUUCAAGAGGACCCCUGCAUGGUGUGAUCGCAUUAUUUAUGGUGGGCGCUCUAGUGGUUAUGAUACAAAUGAUGUACGGUCGCUGUAUUAUACUAGGCAUGAUCGCUUUUAUUCAAGUGAUCAUAAGCCAGUUUCUUCUGUAAUCGUGCUUAAGCUUAAGAAACGACCUGUGGACAGUGGUAGAAUUUCUAUAGAUGAACCACUCAUAGAAUUUUAA
Messenger RNA from Theileria equi strain WA, 2820 nucleotides. RefSeq lists its product as hypothetical. The coding region runs from base 1 to 2820 and encodes 939 amino acids. The record is from RefSeq and is a predicted model, not a curated record. Gene Ontology annotation, molecular function: phosphatase activity. Lineage: Eukaryota; Apicomplexa; Aconoidasida; Piroplasmida; Theileriidae. Gene Ontology annotation, biological process: phosphatidylinositol dephosphorylation. The transcript has 3 exons.